Colossoma macropomum (tambaqui) is the source of this 2103-nucleotide messenger RNA. RefSeq names its product RAB32a, member RAS oncogene family (gene rab32a). The record is from RefSeq and is a predicted model, not a curated record. Gene Ontology annotation, molecular function: GTPase activity; GTP binding. Gene Ontology annotation, biological process: endosome to lysosome transport; phagosome-lysosome fusion. NCBI's taxonomy places the organism in Eukaryota, Metazoa, Chordata, Actinopteri, Characiformes, Serrasalmidae. The transcript has 3 exons. Bases 317 to 958 code for a protein of 213 amino acids. Gene Ontology annotation, cellular component: phagocytic vesicle; Golgi apparatus; trans-Golgi network.
CAUUCGCACGCGGACGUUCAGGGAAACACAACAGGAAAGUUUAGCCUAGCCCGUGUGAGAGAUUUGGAGAUUUCCGGGUCCUGUGACUUAUCAGGUGGUUGUCCGUCAGGAGGAGAGAGAGGGGCAGACUCUCCGCUUUCCCUUAUACCACCUCUUUUUUCCCCAGAGUCCGACUAACCCGUUGACGCUUUAGCAGACCAACUUGAGGGGAAAGAAAAGUGGAAGUGGUUGUGGAAAGUUGUCGAGUCAGUCGUCUCCCCCUCCCUUAACAACUAACUAACUGUCACUCACUCGCAGCAGCAGCAGCAGCAACAGCAUGGCUGGCGGUUCGGUGUCCGAGUGUAAGGAGUAUCUGUUCAAAGUUUUGGUGAUUGGGGAGCUGGGUGUGGGAAAGACAAGCAUCAUCAAACGAUACGUCCACCAGCUCUUUUCCCAGCACUACAGAGCCACCAUCGGCGUCGAUUUCGCCCUCAAAGUCAUCAACUGGGACAGCAAAACAUUAGUUCGACUGCAGUUAUGGGAUAUAGCAGGUCAGGAGCGGUUUGGGAACAUGACCAGAGUAUACUAUAAGGAGGCAGUGGGAGCGUUUGUCGUCUUUGAUGUGACCAGAAGCUCUACAUUUGAGGCUGUGUCAAAGUGGAAGCAUGAUUUGGACAGCAAGGUGAAACUUGCCAACGGCAACCCCAUCCCCUCUGUACUGCUGGCCAAUAAAUGUGACCAGAAGAAAGACGGGUCCAACAAUGCCUCCCUCAUGGACAACUUCUGCAAGGAAACUGGCUUUCUGGGCUGGUUUGAGACGUCAGCUAAGGAGAACAUAAACGUUGACGAGGCAGCCCGGUUCCUCGUGGAGAACAUCCUCCUCAAUGACAAAGGCCUUCCAUAUGAGGAGAGCAAUGGUGACCGCAUCAAGCUGGACCAAGAGGCCGUACCUGCGGAGAGCAAGUCAGGCUGCUGCUAGCGUCAGGCCUCUUCGGUCCACUUACCUGUCGUACAGGAGGGAAUAUCAGCCAGGGACUAAGACCCCUGUCUCUUUUCCCCAACAUCAGCCUCCCUCCAUCCCUCUCACCUCACCUCCACCCGCCCAGACACCAAUGGCACAAGCACAUGUCUUGGCCUAUCAGUAUCGGCUCUCCAGGUGGAAAUCAUAGCCAUGAAGAUGAUGCCUUGUGUGUUGACCUCUCCAUUUCUCUCAUUCUCUUUCUUCAUGCCUUUCUCCAACUCUGAAGAACCAUGUAAGAACUGUAUAUUUGUAGCAAAGCCUCUAAAAGUGUCAGUCCAGUGAAUUUUGUUUUGUUUUGCAUUUUUGUUACAUUACUGGGAAAAAAUGCGAUCCUAUGGGUGUCAUAGGAGGGUGUACCAAGUACAUCUUUCUGUUAUAUGGAAGUUAAGCUGGCAUGACUAAUGGGUAUGCUGCAAAGAACGAACAGUCAAUUGUACACAAUGGUCAAAAAGUCAGGAAGUAAUAGGGCUGUCCCUGUGGGGGUUAGCCAGCAACAUUUUUAAUUUGAAGGUAAAAACAAAAAGUUCUCAUGUAGUUAAAAGUGGAAUUCAACUAUAAGGAUGGGGAAAGGCUUGUUGAAGAUUUCUCUUCCUCUCUCAAAAAAACACUGUAGAAAAAUAAACUUUUUAUUUAAAAGUUUGGUAUUUUGUUCAAUUAUCUGUAUUUCCUUUUCUUACUUUUUCUUUUUGUCUUUUUGCAAUCUAUCAGUUGCCUCCCAGAGUUCAUGCAUAAGAAACUUAUCACACAGAACAUUAUCCAGAAUGUCAAAAAUACGUAAGAAAACAAAAUACUAUCCUCUUGUGGGAGGUCUGUCAGAGGCAUAUGUGUAAGCACUAACUGGAAAUGUGUCUCAUGGAGAAUAUAGCUGCCUCAGACUCUGUAACCUGUUAUAUACACGGGCUGACUUUUUGAUGAUGGUGAUGACAGGUUUUUGAAAUGGUACUGAAUAAGGUGUUUGAGCACCAGUCUUAUCUAUGCCUUAUUCUAGGGGGAACCACAGGCAAAUGUAACUUUUUUUAAAAAAAUGCUGGAUUCAACCUUUGUUAAGAUAACACUGAAGGAAAAUAAAAACUUUUAAAUAAAAGUUUGAUUUUGGUCAGUCA